GGUUACCCUGGGAACGAAACUUGUACCCAGGUCCACAUCGGAAAUAGAAAUGGCGGAUUUGUUGUUGUUGCUGCGUUAGCUGCCCGGAGAAAGAGCAAAGAAAUGGCUUGUACGGUGGGGGUACCAGGAUGGAAGAAAGUAGUUACUCAACGGAAGAGUGGAAAAACGAAAGGAAGAUUUGAUGUUUGCGUAAUCAGUCCAGAGGGCAGAAAAUUUCGUUCACGCGUUGAACUUCAGAGAUACCUUUCAUCAUGUUCAAACCAGGGCACUGGCUCUCUGUCGAUUGAAAAUUUUAACUUUGAAGUCUCAAGUUCUUUCGCUGAUCCACAUGAAAGUUCCGUGCAUACUUCUAUCGAAUCGCGUGAAUCUGGAGAAAUCAGUAAAGAGGAAGAAUCACAUCAAGAAGUCGAGAACAAAGACAAAUUUACUAAACUGACGUCGAAAUCGCAAGAUCGGACAUCUCCUUAUUUUGCAAAAACGAAAAGAUUGAAACGACGUCGAAGUGAAUCUCUCUCUACAGAUCUUUCUAGGGACGCUUACAAACCCGGAAGUAAAAGAUCUAGAUGGCGGAAAGAAACCGGGAAAGAAAUCACAAGGGGAAAACCCAUCAAAAUAAAAAUGGCGGGAAAACAAACACAAGUCACUACUAAACAUCCUAAACUCUCCACCAAACGAAAAUCUAGAAAAUCUAAAACGUCAACGCCAAUAGAGACGCUUGACAUUGGCUCAGGUGAAAAUGAUGUGAAGCUAUUGAGAGUUCAUGAAAGUGUUUCUACUGCUGUUUCCAGUAAUUACUUUAAACCAAGUGUUCCCCCGCACAAGUCCCAAUUGGCGCCCAGCUGGAUCCCUCCCAAGUCCCGGUUUAAUUUGAUUCAAGAAAGCCUUUUUCACGAUCCGUGGAAACUACUGAUUGCUACAAUAUUUCUAAACAGAACCUCGGGAGGCAAAGCUAUCCCAGUCAUGUGGGAUUUUUUUAAGAGAUAUCCAAAUCCUGAAAUUACAAGAAUGGCCGACUGGAAACAAAUUGCGGAGCUUCUCCAACCUCUUGGUCUUCAUGAGAAAAGAGCCAAGAUCAUCAUCAAAUUCUCAGAGGAGUUCCUAACAAAAGACUGGACUUACCCAAAAGAGCUAUAUGGCAUUGGAAAGUAUGGAGAUGACUCCUAUCGCAUUUUUUGUCUUGGUGACUGGAAGAAUGUAACACCCAAUGACCAUAAACUUAACUUCUACCACAAAUGGCUCUGGGAGCAGGAAAAGCAAGGAUUUUUAACACCAAAAGACUACUAGAUCUGAUCCUAACAAAGCAUUUAAUUUAGUUUUAUUUAAACUAAAAGUAAAAGUUACAUCUAAAAGGCGAGCUUCAUACAGAUUUUCCCACUAACUAUGAUAAAAAACCAUUGCAUUGUAAUCAAGACUAAGCAAUGAGUUACAUGCCUGUCUUUAUCAGUUAUUUUCAUAAAGUCCACAAGGACUGGAAUGCACUGUGGCAAACAAAAUGCCAGUAGAUACAAUUACAGUAGUCUACAUGUUUCUAGGUUUCUUUUUGUCAGUAACUAAAUGAGACAAUAAAAUGUCAUCUUUUCAAAGAAUAAUGCUUCUGGGGUAACAUAAGAGUUAUGGCUUAUGAAAAAAAUACACACUCAGAUGAAAGCCUUAGAUACCUUCAGACGAAACUAAUCAAUGACACCAAUAACAUCAAAGAGUAAUGGAUGGACAAUCAGGUGAUUAGUCAUUGAUUAUUGCCUAUAUCAAUGAGUGAUCAAUGAAUAAUCAAUAGGGCACAAAGUUUUCAGUCACUCUUUGAUGGUGUCCAUUAGCUAUUGAGUGCAUUGAUUAGUCACUGAUGACAUUCAUUUGUCAUUGAUAUAGUUUUGUGGCUACACAAGCCAUACUAAGCCAAAAAUAAAGAAAUAAGAACAUCAGUGACACAAUCAGCCAUACGCUCAUAGGUCAUGCACUGUUUUGUUCUUACCACAUUUUGACAUUAUCUGUGAUCAAUUACGGAACAAAAUGAAACCCAUGGCAACAUAGAAUCUAUUUGUUAAACAGCAGAAAAAUUGAAGCAAUUACAAGUAACCAGCAACUUUUUACAUGUUAGACAGUGUACAAGUCAAAAUUUGCCUCAGGAUAUAACUUUGUGCACAUAUUCUGUAGGUAGCUAGCUAUGACAUGCUAAAAGUAAUCCAGGUACAUCACAUGACACUGGUCUGAUCACAAAGGUUGGCUUCGCGAGGUGGUUUGUUAAUGGUACUAACCCAAAAACGUGUCAUGACUAUUCAGCAGGAUUAUAGUUCCAGCAGUCAGUAUUCCUGUUUUCAAGUGUCAUUUAAGAAACAACAUCUGUUGAAUAAUGUUAAUAUUGGUUGGUUAUCAUACUCGUACAACCAGUCAAACUAUGGCCUGCAUAACAUGAAGCUGCAUAAUUAAUACAUUUCUUCUACUUCUGGUUAACAAUGACACAUUGAAAUGCUUGAUCAAAACUGAGCAAGCAGUCUGAACAAAGCACUUCAUUUAUUACUCGAGUAUAACUAAAUGAUUUCUAAUAAUAACUUAUUUUUAUAAUCAUAUUUAUCACAAUUCUUUAUUGUAGUGAUACUUUUUAUGAAAUCAACAUUUUUACCAUUUUUUACCAGAAGCUCACAUGUAUCAUAUAUCUUACAAAUCGAUUCUAGUUUGUAGUACUUAUUACUGUACGUUACGAGUCUUAAAGUAUUUUUGGGAGCCAGUAGGGUGAGUCAAAAUACAAAGGACUUGUAAAAAUGUACAGAGAUACUACACAUUAAAAAUGUCUAAAAAGAGAUUUAUUAUUCAACGUUUUUCUUUUCCCAUAAACAAAACUUACAUUGCAUUCUUAUACAACGGUAUUUUCCACAGCGCACACUCUCAAGGGAACUAAGGGGACUAUUUCCCGUAAAGGAACAAUGCGAAUGGAACCUACUUAAGGCAACUCACAAAGCCCUUCACAACCCAUAUUGGCCAAGUUAUCUGAAACUUAAUGUAUUUCAACACG
Messenger RNA from Orbicella faveolata, 3007 nucleotides. RefSeq lists its product as uncharacterized. Gene Ontology annotation, cellular component: nucleus. Gene Ontology annotation, biological process: DNA repair. Lineage: Eukaryota; Metazoa; Cnidaria; Anthozoa; Scleractinia; Merulinidae. The record is from RefSeq and is a predicted model, not a curated record. Gene Ontology annotation, molecular function: DNA binding; catalytic activity.